CAAGGCGAAACUUGAACUGCCAAGGGCUUCGUCUUUUGCGUGCCAGUACACUCACUCGCAUUUUGCCUCUGCUCUCUGCGAAUCAGUGAUUAGAAAGGGGGAAACACGAACGUGCGAAAGGACCGGCAGCCCGUACGUCCGGCACAGCACGAGCAGCGCAGCCCUACGCAGCCCGCAGGCUGAGGCUCCGCAGGCGCAGCAUCUCUCGGCUUGCAAUCAUGUCUUUAUCACGAUGGUCGCUCCGCUUCGCAUCGCCUGCUUCGCUUCGAGAUAAAUCAAAACAAAACAACGAGAGCCGAAGCCGCGGGGCAGAGCGGCCGCCAAGUCUCACUCGAGUCCUCAAUGGACGCGCGAGCGCACGCGUAAGGCACACGAGAAAAUGCUGCCGGGGAACCUUCUGACCCUUCCCCUGGCGGUGCUGGUCGCCUUCUCCAACGAGUCGAGGUGGUCCGAGGCCGACUGGGAGGAGUCGCCGCCGCGCACGCCCAGCCCACUGCAGCCGCCGGGCCGCUGGAGCACGGCGACGUGGGGCGAGUGCAGCAACCCCUGCGGCGCGGGCGAGGAGCGGCGCCUGGUGUCGUGCGUGCUGGAGGACGUGACGGGCACCCUGCUCGUGGCCGCGGACGGCUUCUGUGCGCCGCCCAAGCCCGCCACCGCGCGCCAGUGCUACCAGUACCGUACCGAGUGCGCCAACGCCUGGGUCACUGGUGACUGGGGGCAGUGCUCAGCCAAGUGCGGGGGCGGGCAGCGGUCCCGGCUGGUCGAGUGCCACAACGGGCGGCCAGAGGCGGCGCUGGCGUCGGUGCCCGCGCCCCUGGCCGACGUGCAGUGCGUGCCGCAGCUUCGGCCCGCCGACCGUCGCGAGUGCAACCUGCAGCCGUGCCCCGACGGGCGGCGCGUGUGGCUGCGCACGUCCGACGGCCGCAAGCCGCGCCGCAUCCGCCUCUACUCCAAGUUCACCCUGCGCUGCCCUUUCCAGGUCUUCUGGACGCCCGCCGACGACCGCACCAAGAGGAAGUACGCGUGGUACAAGGACGGCCAGCGGCUGCCGGUGCACGAGGACAAGUACACCCAGACGGACAACCGCGGCGAGCUGCGCGUCAAGGGGGCCGACGUGGACGACAGCGGCGUGUACGCUUGCGCCUCGCUCACCGCGGACCCGCAAGGCCGGAUCCACAACAUGACGGUGGUGGUGGAGCGCGUGGCGGGUGACCCCGUCCCCACGGCGCCCCCGCCGCCCCUCGAGGAGGCCGACGACUCCCCGGAGGAGCUUGACGGCGAGCCCGCCGCGGGCCCCAGCAGCGAGGCUCCACCCGAAAGUAGCACGUCGCCGUCGUCCUCGCCCCCGGAAGAGACCACAACGUCGGCGCCAUCCUCUACGGUGGCCGAAGUGGCGUCAACUGCAGAAGUCCCAACGGAGUCUCCCAGCCCAGCUCCAGAUGCGGGGCAACUGCCACAGCGUCGCAAGCGCGACCUGGACGACGCAGACUCCUCGAGUCCCAUUAUCGCCGUGGUGGCGGCUCGCUACGACGCCGCGCCCUUCUCCAACUGCUCCGAGCAGUGCGGCGCGACGGGGCUGCGGCAGCGCGCGGUCCGGUGCGUGGACAACGAGACGGGCACGCAGCUGGCGCUGGCCGACUGCGAGGACCUGGGCCCGCCGCCGCCCCCGCAGGAACCGUGCAACCGGGUGGACUGCCCGGCCGCGUGGCAGUGGCCGUCCUGGGCCGGCAUCAAGUGCUCCCGGCCGUGCGGCGGCGGCGCCAAGUGGCGGCAGGCGCACUGCUCCCAGCGGCUGGCCACCGGCGACGACGUGAUCCUGGCCGCCAGCCACUGCGCCCACCUCGGCCCGGGGGAAGACCGCCGCGACUGCCACCGCGCCGCGUGCCGGUCGCGGGUGCGCGAGGGCGAGCUGCUGCGCCUGGAGUGCCGCGCCGCCAACGCCACCUGGAAGUACCAGGGCGCCGGCGGCGUGCGCAGCGUCGACGUGGCCAACGAGGACAAGUACCUCGCCGACAACGACACGGGCACGCUGUACGUGUACACGGCGGCGGCCGAGGACGCCGGCCUGUACCUCUGCCAAGAGGAUGAAGGGGACGGAGUCCUGGUGACGCACCGCUACGAGGUGGUGGUGCUCCCUGCCUCGACGCCGCCGCCGCGCAGCCAGGGCGACGACGACGACCUGUUCGUGCGCGUGUGGGCCCCGGACACGACCACCACCAGCAGCGACAGCGACGGCACUACCGCUGCCUCCGAGCCUGAAGGGCCCGAAGCCUCGUCUAGGCCUGGCGGUGACCCUGGCGGUGACAGCCUGGUUGUGGACGACCCGGGCUACACGACGGAGCCGACGCCGCCGAAGAUGCCCAUCCCUUGGGAAGUGUUGUUCCUCCCUGCGGCGCCUACUAGAGGAAAUAUGCUGACCAUUUUCACCUAGCUGUUGGCUGUCUUCAGAAUCGGGAGUUCAAUCAAUGUACACUGCAAGGCCAUUUCAUGAACAAUUCUUUUAAUUAUUUCAAGAGAGCCGCGCUUGAAGCAUUACAAAUAUAAAUGUAACAAAAGUUAAAGUGAAAAAUAACAUUUCUUUCCAAAAAUAGAAACAACUUACUUCCAACAUAAACUUCAAAACUUUACAGACUCAAAGACCCAAAAUAUAAUACAAACUUUA
Molecule: messenger RNA, 2662 nt
Organism: Thrips palmi
Lineage: Eukaryota; Metazoa; Arthropoda; Insecta; Thysanoptera; Thripidae
Product: ADAMTS-like protein 1
Exons: 8
Coding region: 380-2431 (683 amino acids)
Biological process (GO): extracellular matrix organization
Cellular component (GO): extracellular matrix
Molecular function (GO): metalloendopeptidase activity
Source: RefSeq, a predicted model, not a curated record